UACAUACGUGUUUGUUACCACUGGUUACAAUAAUCUGUGUCCUUUUAUCGGUUGCUAUAAGCAAAGUGUGUUUGUUCAAUAAAAACGAAAACGAUAAGUGUGCUGUUCUGGACUUGUUCAAACAAAUCAUUAUUUUACAUAAAUAGGAAAUUGUAUAUUUUUAAUUUUAAAGCUGAAAACGAAAUGUCUCAUGCUAAUCGUAAAGAAAUAACUGGUCUUACUCGCAUGACACCCAAGGGCCUAAAAGAACUGUGCAAAAAAGACAAGCUGUAUCAAACACCACGUUUAAAUGAUGUACUAUAUUUGCACUAUCAGGGUUUUCAGUGCAUAGAGAACUUGGAAGAGUACACAGAGCUUAAGUGUUUGUGGUUAGAAUGCAAUGCCAUUUCAGAAAUUCAAGGCUUGGAGAAACUUGGCAAACUAAAGUGUCUCUUUCUCCAAAACAACCUUAUAACCAAAAUCGAAAAUCUAGACCCAUGUCGCGAGCUAGAUACUUUAAAUCUGAGCUCGAAUCAUAUUCGCAAAAUACAAAACAUUGGGACCAAUAUUUUGCCAGUUUUAAAUACUCUUACCAUUGCAUCAAACUAUCUUAAGGACAGUGACAGCCUGUCAGAUUUGAUUCAAUGUAAAACCUUAUCGGUGCUAGACUUAUCAAACAACAGAAUUGACGAUAUUUUGAUUGUAAAAAUAUUUGAGCAGAUGGUAAGUCUGAAGGUCUUGGUUCUGCAAGGAAACCCGGUUGUUUCCCGCUUACCCCAGUAUAGGAAGACAUUGAUAUUGGCUUGCAAAGAACUUACUUAUUUGGAUAGCCGUCCAGUGUUUCCUCGCGAUCGAGCAUGUGCUGAGGCUUGGAAGCGAGAUGGCUAUGAAGGGGAACGCAAGGAAAAUAAUCGUUGGAAACGGGCUGAGCGCAGGAAAACACGCGAAAGCAUUAACUGUACCAUACGUAUGAGAAAUAGUCACCGUCCACCUGAUCAGCAGGAUCCUUUGCUGAGGUCUAGCGAUUCGGAAGAUGACACAUGUACCGAAACAACCCGUAAGAAAGUUGCGCUUGAGAACGAUUGUGUCGAUGAUUUAUGGGAGGAGGUCUCGUGUGAACAGCCUAUCUCAGACCACGGAACCAGCACAUCCAGCUCUGUGGAAGACAAAGAUGGUACAAGCUCUCAGGACGAUCUCAUAGCAGAGAAAUUGAGUAAUCGUGGAACACUCGAGGGGCGUCCAACAGUCCUUUAUGAAAAUGAAGUGAGCAACAUAAAGAGUGUUAACCAAAAUAUCAAGAAUUUUGAGCCCAGGAGUAUAGAGACAAAAGUAUUUCAGGAUGUAAGCAAGAUAUCGCCGAUUAUUAUUGAAGAGAAACGCGUUCCGAAUAUAAAUCUUAAUAACGAACCAAGCGAUGUGAAAAAUAGAAAAGUGAUUAAGUGUGAAAAAACUGGUUAUACUUCCACAGGACAAGUUCUUAAGGAAAACGUUUUUGACGAAGACGCUGAAAUAAAAAAUGUGGAAGACAUGGUUCAAUGCCAGGAUAUAAUUAAAUCAAACGAAGAUAUGAACUCUGAAUUCGUCGUCAGUACAAAGCUGGAAAAAGAUGUUGAGCAAACUUGUAUUGCCCUAAGAAAUGAAGCUCAAUGUAAGGAAUUAGACGAAGAUCAAUCCAUUAAAGAAAUUGAAAGCAAACUUAUUAACGAAAUGUACGAAAAUGUUGCUGCUGAUGACCAUGAUAAACAUAACGAAACUGUCGAUUUAAAUCUAAAAAAGACCGCAAGUGCACAGCAUGCACGCACAUUUUUUUUCGAGGAAAACAAAAUGACAAGAAGAUUUUAUCAAGAAGAUAAAAAGUCCAGCCUUUUAGCCAAAAGCAAGGAGGAAGCACUGUUGGAAGAAGACUGUAUCAUUUCAAAUGAAAAGUGUGCUUAUGACUUAGAGGAAAUAGGUCGCCAAAUGGAAGAGGAUCUGGCAGAACUUAGACAGUCCACUCAAAAAUUGGUUGGGUUUUCAAUAGACGAGGAUGCUGACAGCAAGACAGACAGUGAAAUAGAUGAGGAGGAUCUGAUGGCACAGCAGGACCCAUACUCUCCACUUCUCCAGCAGCAAUUCAAAGACCGGCGUAUGAAAAUUAUGUUAAAAGAAGAAACCAAAGCCCAAGGGGAAUCAAUUCGGGACUUAAAUAUUACACUCUCAAACGAAUCUAGCAGUGAUGACAAGCAAGAUCAAUUAUUUGCCAAAUUAUUAGAUGAUGCAACAGAAAAUAUACCAAAGCGCAUCUUUGGUACUGGGUGUGAUUCACUUAGUUCUGCUUGGCCUCAGGAAGAGUGCUUGCUUCAAUUGACUUUAUCCGAAGUAAAAGAAACUCCUGAUCAAGAAAUUGUCUUCAAGAAUUCCAUAACAAAUAGUUCAAGUUUCGAAGAGGCGAAUGAAAUUUGCGUUCGUAUAGAUCAAAAAAUGGCCGAGGAAGAGGCAGCUUUAGGUAAACUGUUGCAUGACCUAGAAAACGAGGCCAACACGAAGGUGAAGCACGAUGAAACCAAUUCCAGUAAAGAAAGUGACGCUGCCAGAAUUUGUACAUCCUUGCUAGACGAUAUUAUGGUUGAGCUUACGUUCAACGAGAAACGGUGGCAUGAGAAACCCAAAAGUUUUAAAUUCGGUCCCAUCGAAUCUGACGAUGAGUUCAGUUACUCAUUUGAACCGCAAUUGGAAAAGUUGGUUCCCCCUGCAUUAGAGGAUCCAGCCCGAGGAAAAAGCCUUCGAGAAUGUUUGGACACCUUUUCUGACUUUGUCUCUUCUAUGGCAGAUCCGAAGCUGCCCUUGAUGUUGGGUCGUAACCCCACAUCAGGUGUAGAAAAAAUUCGUGCCGCUCAAGAGCUGCUAAAGUCUAAAAAUCUUGCAGAGCUAUACGCAGAUACGGCGGAAAGCUUAAACUCCCAGGUAGCCAAAGAAAUUGAAAAGCGCAAGCGGCGUGUGGCCGCAUCUGCUACCCGUUGCUUUAAUCAACGAGAUAAAUAUGAUGAUACCUUGGAGUUGGUGCAGAAUCGGUUGAUGAUUGUCAAGAAGGAUUCCGGGGAUCUGGAAGAACUGCCACCUCCACCCCCCCUUAUAAGUGACACAGAGUCCGAAGACUACGAUACAGCGGAGGAUGAGUAUACGCCUGGGAAUGGAGGUCAUAAACAUACACAUGGGUCAAAACCUCAAGACUCGAAAGAACAUUUAAUGAAUAAUUUGUUGAAGCAAAAGCAAGACAAACCCGACACUGUAGAAGAAGUUGGUAAAAAAAACGAUCAUGAUGAAGAUGAAUUUUAUUCGUUGGAAGCUAUGACAACCUUCGGUAAUCUAGACGCCGAAUUUUUUCAUAAAUUGGAUCUUCAGAAAGUUAACGAUUCCGAAGACUCAGAAUCGGCCAUCAAUUGCAUGCGAAGUUAUAACGAACUUCAAGCCUAUAUGAAAUCCGGAUCAUUGAAACACCAGUUGAAUAGUGAGGAUACCAAGAUGUUGCAGACAAUGUUUUCCACGGUUGCCUCUGAUGGCAAGCCGAAGUUACGAAACCCCAAAGGAGAAGAGGAGGAUGACCUUCUUAAAAAGAUGGUUCUUCGCAUGAAAGAGUACGAGGAACGGGAGCAUCAGCUCCAACUAGUACCGCAUGAAAUCCCCAGGGAGUUAAGUCCCAUUAAGCUAUCCUUAGGUGGAUCUAAGCUUUUCGAGCAGAAGAAUAAAAUUCCAGAGACUGGCCUUGUCCAUGCAGAAAAUGAACUUACUGGGAACAUCCAAUUUAUAGAUAACAAGAAAACAAAUAAUGACAAGAGCACAGAUGCAAUUGAAAAAAAUUGCGAACCACUUGUCAAGACCUCAUGUCAAACUUCAAACAAAAGUAUAGACGACGAUAUACAGUCCGACGUUUCAACUGACUACGAAUCUGGUGAAGAGGUACUGGUUGUUGAGCCGCCCAAACUUUCUGACGCGGUUCUAAAAUCGUUAUACUCUGAUGGAUUUGAAGCAGACUUAAAAAUGGUCCAUGAACUUGAAGAAGCUACUCGACGUAAUCUCUACCGCUAUCAUUCAAAUGUAAUGCAUAAUUCAACAAAUAACCAUUCCUUUUCAACAAAAAAGACACUGCCUACUAAAACCUCUACUUCUGAGCAGUCUGUAGGAGCCAAGGCCAAGUGGGCCAAAAUAGCUGAACGACUACACGAAUUUCUUGAUCCUGAGACGAUUCUAAGGAAAGAACAGAUUGGUGAAAGAGAUGCAUGUGAAGACAGUGAAGAUGAAGAUUUCGCAUUUGAGGAAAACAAUUUUGAAAAAGAUGAGAAAUUAAUAAUUUCAGAAGAAUAUAACAGUACACAAAACAUUUGCGAUGGAAACUCAGGUCCAUCUAAGCUUGAUGGGAGCGACCAAUUUGCGAGCAUUAAAGGAUUUGAAAACAUUACAGAAAUGCCAACAUAUAAUAUGGAAUUAAAUAGCCAAUCCAAAAAGAAAACUUCCGAAAAAUUGUCAAAUGAAAUUGAAAAUAUAAUCACAACCUGCUCUUCUUUUGAAGCUCCAACUGAUAGCAUUGGGAUUGAAUACUUUGAGGACCCAACAUUAACCCAAAUUAAUCCAGAAGGUUUAAAAACGGAACAAAUUGAGUGCAAUCUUCAGAUUCUAAACGAAGAUGGAGAUGUUGUGGUCCAAGAGCUCAGUGUCAAUGCUCAGGUGUCUUUUGAGUAAGAGUCGAUCCCGAUUAAUUUGUUAAAAUGUAAUUC
Messenger RNA from Drosophila erecta, 4730 nucleotides. It is a transcript of the gene dtr, whose product is annotated as dynein assembly factor 1, axonemal homolog. NCBI's taxonomy places the organism in Eukaryota, Metazoa, Arthropoda, Insecta, Diptera, Drosophilidae. Bases 184 to 4695 code for a protein of 1503 amino acids. The transcript has 5 exons. Gene Ontology annotation, molecular function: protein binding. The record is from RefSeq and is a predicted model, not a curated record.